GUUCAUUGGGAGGGGCUAACAUUAGACCGUGAUAGUCGAGCCAGCUGGUUACUUUUAUCGCUGGAUGACGUGAAGGAUUCUGCUUCAUUUGACAGCUAGCACAGAAAACUUGUGUAAAACUCAUUGCAUAAUGGAGUUCUUUAACCAGAUGUUUGCAGAGUAUCCCCACGUAACGUACGGAGGGGUGGGUGUGACAGCUUGUGCCACUGCAGGAGCCAUGGUUUAUAAAAUAGCGACGAGAAAAAAGCCCACUCAUGUUUGUGUGAACUGCUGGUUCUGCAACAAGGACACAGUGGUUGCAUAUGGCAAUAGAAACUGCUGGGACUGCCCCUACUGUGAGCAGUACAAUGGUUUUCAGGAGAAUGGCGACUACAACAAACCCAUUCCAGCCCAGUACACGGAGAAUCUGAACAGUGGUGCCCCUGCUAGCCCGCCCAACCCUGACACCAGCAAGACACUGCAGUGGGUCAACUGCCAGAUGCUGGUGUGCAAGAAGUGCAACGAUAAACAGACCCUGAAGAUCAAGCAACUGGCUUCCUAUGUGCCAAGGGAGGAUCAGGAGAAGUAUGACGAGGAGUUGGAAGUGUUCAAGCGACACGUGGAGCAGACACACAAGCUGUGCCGACCGUGUCAAACGGCCGUGGAGUACUACAUCAAGUACCAGAACCGCCAGCUCCGCACUCGACUCUUCAACCCUCUGAGACGCAGCCAGGGAACUGGCGAGAAGCUAUAUCCCUCACCAACACCUGCCUGGGUGGUAUUCCUGCGUGUCCUGGCGUUCCUUGCCUGUGCUUUCCUGCUGGCUUUGGCAUUUUAUGGAUCCGGAGAGCCUCUUGGCCCAAACAGCCUUCCGCAGACAGAGAGCGGAGGAGUGUCCGUUCCCAAACCCACUCCCCCUGUGAACGACAGUGCAGAGGGCCGGGGUGCCUGGCCCGAGGCCCUGGCCCUGCUGCCUGAGGAGGUCCUGGAGAAUGCCGGGCUGCUGUGGAGCAGUGGCCAGACGCACCAGGUGGCCGUGGUCUCAGUGGGCCUGGUCACCUGCAUCACCAGCAUCCUGCUGGCCGGACGGGUCAGGUUGAGGCGAAUUGAUGCUGUGGCUUUGGUCCUUUGGGUCCUGGUCAUGGGGCUGCACCUGGCAGGACACUACCUGAAGGAUAUCCCUAGCUGGCUGGACACAGUCCAGCUUGGCACCACCUGCCUGUGCUGCCUGGCGGGGUUCACUGCUGCUGUGGUGUCAUGAAGAACCAGGGGUCAGAGGUCAGAUUCUGAACAGUAACACUCAAACUGUUGAACACAACCAACAAAGAAACCGUAGGGCCCAUUUGGAAAUGAGGUUUGUGUUCCACUGUGGAUGCUGGCUUCUUCUGCAGUUUUUUUCCCCCCUUUUACCUCCAUUCACCAAUUAAUCAGUAGUAUUGGCCAAUCAGAAAGAUCAUGUCAUACACUAAACUAAUGGUAAUACUACAGAGUAAAUGGUUGUUUAUCGAAAAGUAUUUGUUCUGAAAAAGAGUUCCUUUUCAGUUUGUCUAAAAUCGGCAGUUUUUUUAAUGCAUCUGCAGUAUUGCGCUGUAUCGUUUUGUAGCUAUGUAUUUACACUAUUGUUCAUUUUCUGAAUGGAUGUUGAACAGUUAUUCUGCAUUAAUGACGUAUUCACACUCAGUUUUUUUUUUUAUAAACAGGUUAUCACUUCAAAAAUAUUCAGGUUCCGCUACAUGUAGUAAAAACAAAAAACAUGAAACUAUGAAACCUUCAGUGAUUUUAGUUUUUUGUUUAAAUUGUAAUGAUUCCAAGCUGUGUACAGUGACCAUUGCACUAAUCCCUUAGCUCUGAUGCUUGAUAGCCUUUCAGCUUUUCGUCUCAAAAAGAAAGAAACUAGCAGUCCUUUUUAUAAAAAAGCAUCAUCUGUGAAAGCUAUCAUUCUUAAUUGGUAAAUUGGUGCGAAUUAGUAAAAUCUGUACAUUUUAUUUGAGCAUUUUGGCACAUAGUAUACAUUUUGACUAAUGCAAAAACGGUAGCAUCAGGAUUAUUUAAACAAGUGGCUAACUAACACCAUCUCUACAAUCAAAUAUUCCUGAGAUAAAUCAUCAAAGUUGGGGAAGUACACUAACUUUUAAAAGUACUUGUCAGAUGAAAUUGCAUGCAGAGUGAAUCGCUGACUUAAACCUUACAACCAAUACAUUUAUUUAAAUUCCAUUCUUACGGAUAUGGCUGCCAGCUAAAUUUCGAGUUAACUAAAUGUGUCCCACAUGGUUUUUCAAUCCUUCAAUUCAUAAACCAGUGGCAAAACACUAUGCCUCCUGCUGAAUAUGAAGAAGCAAGGGGCUAUGAUUCUGGUUGUCUUUCUCAUAGCGAACCUUACCAUCUACUGUUGAUGGCUAUAGUACAUGUUGCUCCUUGGUGGUGACUCUUGAAAACCUUAGUUUAUCCAGAAUUCUACAUUAAUCACAGUUACCCUUUUUCUCGUUUGUGUUCUGUUUCAAUUUUGGGCAGGGGAAUCUGCAAAGGCCAGUUAAGCUGUGUGUUCCUGCUGUAUUUACUUAUAGUUAUUAUGACUGAAAGAAAUUCUAUACUAUAUUGACUUGAAAUGUUUAUUUAGUAAUAUAGUUAGACAGAGCAUUCACGACAGAAAAGGCAGAUGCAAACCCACUGAGAGAAAAGCUUGUCCAUCACAAAUAGACUCAUUAUCACUCUGAUGCGUAUUUGAUACUUCUUUGUGGAGAAGUGGACAGUUUCUGUUCUUCCAGUAUAACACACUGUCAUAAUCACUACAAUGAUAACUUGUCUGUGCAAAUGAUCAUCUCUGCUUCAUCAUUUCUUGUUUUCUUGAGCAUUUGGUUAAUGUCUGAAUCUGGGCAGCCUAGUGUUUAAGGUACAUGACUGGGACACGCAAGGUCGGUGGUUCAAUCCCCGGUUUAGCCACAAUAAGAUCCGCACAGCCGUUGGGCCUUUAACCCUGCAUUGCUCCAGGGGAGGAUUGUCUCCUACUUAGUCAAAUUAACUGUCCGUCACUCUGGAUAAGAGCGUCUGCCAAAUGCCAUUAAUGUAAUGUAAUGUAAUGAGUCAUUUCAUUCCGUUCAGGACAUUAAAGUGAAAGUAAUUCAUAAAGCUACUACAUGUGUACACAUAUUUGUUCUGAAACUGGCAAGGAUAAAGUGUGUUUCUGUAAGGAAUCAUAUUGUUUGUUUGUUUUUAUCCUCAGUGACGUAUAAUAAUAAUAAUAAUAAUAAUAAUGAAAUAUUAUAGUGUGUUUGUGACAUGAUUAGAAAGUCAAAAUUAUAGCUUUGUUGCCCCAGAAUUUGCAUUGUAGCAUCAUGCAAUUCCCUACACAUUUUAACCGUAACCUCUUUGGAAGUAAUGGUUGCUUUUUUUGAGUGCGUUGCUGACAACACUAAUGUCAUAAUUUAGUGGCUAAUCUUCAUUCAUAGUUUUCCUGUAUUAUACUUAUUCAGGAACUGUAAAAAACAAACAUAAACCAUAUAUUGUACGCUUGUAGUAACUGCCACAAGCUGCAGCAAAGCUGGCACUAGCUAAUCUUCAUUGACCCUGGUCAGGUCCAGACAGGAGAAAUGGUUGGUCAAUACUAUUUUUUCUAGGCAGCUUCCAUAGAUACUGGUAGGGGACCCAGUAUUAUCAUGUAUAUUGUUUUGAAAUAUACAGGUAGAUGUAUGUACUGUAUUUUUUCUGUUGUCUUUUUAGAGAUGGCUGUGAAUUGGUAUGCAAAUAAUUUACUGUAGAUUAUAUAUUUUUUUGCAACAGCAGCAGUUGCUAAAAUGGAUUAUCUGUACUCUUGAUAGGCUUUAAGAACUUUUGUAUUUAAGGAUAUGGUUGGGAUUGUUUUUAUCCACCAAAUUUCCAUCAGUGAGAUCAGUGUGCUUGAGAGCACAGAUCCAUCCCACACAUCUGUGAUGCUGUAUAGAUCUUUGCUGUUUUAAUCCACCAAAUAAAGGAAAUUCAGUACCAUGAACUUUGUUCACCCAAAAUAUUUUCCACACAAAAAAUAAUUAGCUUGAAGUUAUUUUGUGUUUUUAAUCAUUUUGUUUGCAUAGAUGUGCUGUAUCUGUUAAAUCAGGAAUUUAGGUGAACUGUUGUAUUUCUAUUAAAAAAAGCCAUAACCCUUUAUAAUAUGCAAAAGCACCUGGGUUGAGGCGCAGGUGUUUGUAGCCUGUAGCUUUGGAUAGAGUACGGAGUGAUUGUGUGCAGCUGCUUUGGUUUGAAUCUUAUUCCAUUCAUACGCUGUCGUUUGUUCACAUGAAUUGAUUGUUAACUGAUCAUCUUUCUUUCUUUUUUUUUUUCUUUUUUUUCCCACUUCUCUGUUAAUGUGUUAUUUAUAUGUGCUUUAAAAAUCAAGGAUAUUGUAGGGAUAUUUUCCAUGUAACACUGAAUUAGUUUUAAAAGUUUAAAAACUGUGCCAAAUCAAUAUUGCGAUAUGUAUACAACUGCUAAAAAUGGUCUUUGUAAGCGUUAUUUGAACGCCUUGUGACAUUUUUGUAUGCUCUGUAGUUUUUUAUUUUAUUUUUUAUUUAAAGAUAUUUUAUUGAAGAUAUUUGAUUUAUUUUGAUUGUUGUUUCUACUGAAAAGACAAAGAAGAGAUGCAGUGCCCUGUAUGCUACUACAAAUAUUUUCUAACAAUUGUAUGUCUGAAUUGCAUUCUUUGCUCUUGAGCCCAUCUCAGAGAUGUUAUAUGGCACUUGAGGUUUUUUUAACCAACUCCAGGCUAAAACACUUACAUUGUUUGCAAAUGAGUAGCAGCGGUAUGAAAUUCAUUCCUUGGUUUAAUAUCUGAUAUUUGUAAUAUAUUUUACUUAAUCGUUCUUUCCAAAUUUUCAGGUGCUAUUCUGUCAGGCUUCUUCCGAAUCUGCACCCGUGUUAUUUUCCUGUUAUCCAGAAAUGCUUUAUGUGAUAAGGGGCACGUAAUACACGGCCAGCUAGUUUGACAGUAACAUUAGCCAAGGCAAGGGCUUCUAGCUAGCUGAAGAAAAAGUUGGAGAUUGUGGCCAUGCCUCCAUUCCCCCACAAAGCCACACUGUUGCAUUCUGGACUAUUGAGGCUGCUCGCAUGACAGAAAUCACUAUGGCCUCUUGAUAAAUUGCUGUUUUCUCUUAGUACGAGUAUUGCGGGAAGUUGAUUAGUUGGAAUUCAAGUCAAAAGCUUGUUGUCCCUAAUGGGUUGAAAUGAAUAUCGGAUACUUAUAGUUGAUGCUAUAGGGUGUUGAACACACUCACAUGAUGUCACAUCGUCUACAGUUUAACUGCAAAAAUCUGAAAUGCUACACCAAAUAGGGGUUGUGUUUUACGUCAAUAUGUUCAUUCUAACAAGUGUUUUAGGCUGGAGGUUUCCUUUACUAUGGAUUAAGUGCAUCCCUCCAUGAUUUGGUCCGUCCGUUUAGUUGCGCAUCCCAGGUGUAGCAGACACAUUAUCUGUGUCACGGCUUCUUUGUUUACUCUUCCCCACAUUUUAAAGUGACAGUUUUAUCAUUUCUCCAGAAUGUAUGUUGCAUCAUUUAUUUCCUGUUAUUUUAACCAAUGUAAUAAACAACUUAAAUUAC
Molecule: messenger RNA, 5545 nt
Organism: Conger conger (European conger)
Lineage: Eukaryota; Metazoa; Chordata; Actinopteri; Anguilliformes; Congridae
Product: transmembrane protein 201-like
Exons: 6
Coding region: 131-1240 (369 amino acids)
Biological process (GO): nuclear migration along microtubule
Cellular component (GO): nuclear inner membrane
Molecular function (GO): lamin binding; actin filament binding
Source: RefSeq, a predicted model, not a curated record